AAACAGAUGGGAAACCCCCUAAAGCACAUUUUCUUAACGUUAUUUUACUUAAUUAAUGGCUAAAUCUUCCUACAAUGGCUGGUGACCUUUCCUCUGCUGUGGUUGACUAUCUAAAGAGAGCUGGCCGCUCCUGCACUACCCUGGAGAUAGCCAAAGCUGUGGGAAAGCCAAGGAAAGAACUCAACCGGACAAUUUACGAGCUUCAAAGAAAAGGCGUUUUGAUCCGAGUCCAAGAAUCCCCUCCAUUGUGGGAACUGGCUCAGAACAUGAGAGGAGCAAUGAACAGACUCCGAGGGGGUGCUACAAGGAUUGGGCGUGGAAGGGGGCGUGGUCGAUCUCCUACACCACCCACCUCUGCAGGCUAUUCGUUUCAGCACCAGAAGAGCUUCAACUUUCCAGCACCUGUGUCAUCAGUUCCGUUUGGGGCAGUGCACUCGUCUGCAUUCACAAAUACAGGUAACAAGCAAACUUCUCCUGAUAAGCCUGACCUAAAAGCAAAACUGCUAACAGAGUUAUCCAGACACAGCCAGCCACGGACUGCCCUGGAGCUGGCCCAUGCUCUGGGUUUUCCUUCCCGAAGGCACGUUAACCCGACACUCUACGACUUGAAAAGCAAAGGUUUGCUGUCUUCCGACGAACGCAAUGGAGCUCCAAAAUGGUGUCUCACAGAUUCAACCCCUGCAGCUGCAUCACCUAGUAUUGAGGUACCUAGAUCAACUGCUGUGCAAACUGCAAAUGCCUCCCUCCAACAAGACGUCUCACAUCGAGCGCAACUGGUUGUAAAUCGAGAACACACAGUCAGCAGUCAAAUAGAGCCCCAGGCACCUAAUCAACAGCAGAUUGCUACUGGCACAUUAGACUAUCUCAGCAAAGCUAACUCUGCAUGUACCACAUUGGAGCUCUCAAAGGUUGUCAAAGUGCGAAGAGGAGAUAUUGAGCCGGUAUUGAACCAACUCAUGCAGGACGAUUUGAUUGAGCAAACGCAGAAAAUGCCUCCCAGCUGGAGAAUAACACCCUCGGGCCUUGCAGCUACCACGGCCGAUAUAGAUGAUGUAGAGGAGAGAGAUAGUGUCCACAGCAACUUUGAGGACGAUUUAUACAUGGAAGAAGACUCAUCGUGCAACAGUUUGAACAUUGAUUUAUCUCACAUACCUGAGGAGAACAUUGAAGAUCGAUUAAUUGCUAUUUUACAGAGUGACCCUGAGACAGAGAGAACUGAUCUAGAGUUUGCCAAGCUAGCUGGGAGCUCGUACACUCGAGGGCAAAUGAGGCCUGUUCUGGAGGGACUGGCUGUACGGGGUCUGGUGACCAAGUUACCGGGGUUCCCCACCAAAUGGAGAAGGAGGGAGUCUCCUACCAUCUUGAAACAAGACGUGGAGAGGAUGGAUCACUCAGAGUCUCACUUACAGCAGAUUCCUACAGCCGUUACUAUGGUCACACCCACCCCACUCGUUGCUAUGGACACACCCACCCUGCCCAUUGCCAGCGCGGCUGUCACCUCGAUGAUAACAGACAUGAACAGAAACCCAAUGAGCGCACUCAGCGAAUACUGCCAAGCCAACAAAAUAGACUUGAACUUUAUAGAAGUGAGAGAAUGUGGUCCACCUCAUCGAAAGAAAUUCGUGAUGGCUGCAAUUUUUGGUGGAAAAAGUUACGAAGCUGAAGCUACUACUAAGAAAGAAGCCAAACGAAUGGCUGCCGAUCGAGCCCUGCAAGACCUGAACUUGCACCAAGUGUACACACAGAUUCCUGCACAGUCAGCAAGUGGUACAGUACAAGUUGCCAACAUGCCGAGCACAUUUUCUGACAAGAUCGCUCAACUCAGCCAUCACUUUCACACUCAAGUACAGGGCAGCGUGGAUAUACCACAGCCUGGGCGGAAAGUCAUAGCAGCUUUUGUAAUGGAGGACACUGCUACAGAGAAGCUUACCGUCGUGUCAGUGGGCAGUGGUACCAGGUGUAUCACGGGUGAGCAGAUGAGUCUCGAAGGAAUGGUCGUCAACGAUUCUCACGCUGAAGUAAUAGCAAGACGUUCUCUAAUGAGGUAUUUCUACAAGCAGCUCUCUGCUUAUUACCAAGACUCACCAGAUACCAUUUUCACAAAUCAAAUAGACUCAAAUUUGGCAUGUAUUCAAGACAACGUCAAAUUUCACCUCUACAUAAGCACAGCACCGUGUGGAGAUGGAGCACAGUUUUCUCGUGGCGAUGAUUUGAACCGCAACCCCCCUAACCACGACACACACCUCCCCACAAUGACCUCUAAACUUCAAGGAGUCUUACGAACGAAAAUGGAGGGGGGAGAAGGAACUAUUCCGAUUCCGGACGACACAAGACCUCAGACUUGGGAUGGGAUCCAACAAGGCGGACGUUUGCGUACCAUGUCCUGCAGUGAUAAAGUAGCUCGAUGGAACGUGCUUGGAUUGCAAGGAGCACUACUGAGCCACUUCAUGAACCCUGUCUAUAUGUCCUCUCUGACACUGGGUAGCUUGCAUCAUCACGGCCAUUUGUCUCGAGCUGUGUGCUGUCGUUUCAACGAUCUCUCCACUUCUCUGCCACAGAGUUACCAAGUGAAUCAUCCAGCAUUGGGCCGCGUUCAAGGCGGUGAUGAUAUGAGAAGACACACGGAGAAAACGUCGACUUUUAGUCUCAACUGGGCCUUGGGUGAUGAACAAGGGGAACUAAACGACGGGGGAACUGGGAGACCAACUCCUCCCCCUGGAGUGCCGAAAUCUUUCCUGACAACAAUGACCUCUCGAGUCUCAAAAGCUCAAAUUUUCGGGCAAUUUCUUAAAUUGGCAGAACUGGCACAACAAAGAGAGAAUUUUGAGGCGAAGACGUAUAAAGAGUGUAAAGAAAUGGCAGUGGAGUUUCAGGAGGCUAAGAAAGAGCUUUACAAACAUUGUGAGGGGCGGGGCUACGGAAUGUGGAUGAGGAAACCUCUGGAACAGGAACAGUUUGACAGCCGAGUGUUGGAACUCAUUAACACAGCUCGUACUAGUUAGUCAUGUAGUACUGCAUGGUUUGUAUUACAUGAACAUCUUUGUGUUUUGUUGGCUUUUGUACUCAUUUUGAUAUUUCUACAUAAUUAUUAUAAUUAUGUAAUCACCGAAGUUGAAAGCUGAGUAUAUUAAUA
Messenger RNA from Halichondria panicea, 3133 nucleotides. RefSeq names its product double-stranded RNA-specific adenosine deaminase-like. Gene Ontology annotation, cellular component: nucleolus; cytoplasm. The transcript is spliced from 3 exons. Gene Ontology annotation, biological process: adenosine to inosine editing; RNA processing. The coding region runs from base 75 to 3002 and encodes 975 amino acids. Lineage: Eukaryota; Metazoa; Porifera; Demospongiae; Suberitida; Halichondriidae. The record is from RefSeq and is a predicted model, not a curated record. Gene Ontology annotation, molecular function: double-stranded RNA binding; double-stranded RNA adenosine deaminase activity; tRNA-specific adenosine deaminase activity.